Messenger RNA from Penicillium lagena, 1065 nucleotides. RefSeq lists its product as uncharacterized. The record is from RefSeq and is a predicted model, not a curated record. Lineage: Eukaryota; Fungi; Ascomycota; Eurotiomycetes; Eurotiales; Aspergillaceae. Bases 1 to 1065 code for a protein of 354 amino acids. The transcript is spliced from 3 exons.
AUGUCUGACACGACUUUAGAUGUCUCCCCUCCUGGCCCAUGGGACGCUUUCACCAUCACCGAUGGGCGCAUCGUGACUGGUGCCAAUCCUGCAAGAUUCUCCCUUUGUUUGGUCUGUUUGUACAAGGAUUACAAGGGGAGGAGCCAAAAUCAGAUUAGUGUGCCGCUAGAUAGGGUUUGGGAACUAAGUCGCAAGAGUGUGGAGUUAAAAGUGAUUUUGAAUAUGACUGUAUCAAACGUUCCUUACAUGCAAUCUCUUGUUCUGGGAUCUGGUGGGUUCGCCUUCAAGAUUUAUGCAAGAAAAGCCAUCCUUUCUGGAAUAAACCCACACAACCCGAAGCAAAAAUGGGUCUAUUACACUGAAGCGGCCAAGGUCACUGACUCAAGCCUAAUUACGGAUGAUAAAGUUGCGACCAAAGCGCCAUCCUCAGAGACUGGGCAAGAGACAGUUCGCUUCUGCGAAGUGGACAAUAACCAACGGCGCGAUUACCUGAUUCAACUCUUAACAGAAAUCCAUAAUGGCGCCACCAAAAAUCUUUACUCGGCCAACUUGCUCCUUUCCGUGACUCAGUUUAAUGUUGUCCGCGCGAUGUACUCAAAUGCCACAAGCUUGGGCCUCACCGCAGACUUGCUUGGAGAAGACAUUGCGUCCCAAUUCAACAUAGUUGGUCCUUUGGCACUGCCUUUACCUCCCAGCUUGCAACCAACUUCCCACCAGAAAAAGAUCAUACAUCACCCGUGGAUUGACCUGAUUCCAAUGGUUUCCCUUCGUGAUGUUCUUUUGGGAUCAAUGUACCGAUAUGAUGAGGACGAACUUUGCGGAGAUCUUUUUGGACUUUGCGGUACCUCUAGAGAAGUUGGCCUUUUUAUUUGGGGUGAAGCAUGGGAUCCAUCGGCAUACGAAGCUUCAGAAAAGUUUGUGCAGAAGUGGAGUUGGAUUUUCAAGGACUGUCCAGAUAUCUUGGAAUCAACAAACUACUGGAGAAGGAAAAGGGGAGAGAGGCCUUUGCGCCUUGAUUUUUCAGGAGCAAAAGUAUCUAAAUUCGGCGAAGACUCAUGUACAUAG